This is a messenger RNA of Sinocyclocheilus grahami, 1773 nucleotides long. RefSeq names its product chromobox protein homolog 1-like. The record is from RefSeq and is a predicted model, not a curated record. The transcript is spliced from 6 exons. NCBI's taxonomy places the organism in Eukaryota, Metazoa, Chordata, Actinopteri, Cypriniformes, Cyprinidae. Gene Ontology annotation, cellular component: nucleus. The coding region runs from base 837 to 1454 and encodes 205 amino acids.
UGAAACAGCCUACAUAACAUCGUCUCUUUAUAGUUCGCCAAUAAAACGUCCCCCCCCCCCCCCCCUUUUUUUUUGAUUAACAGAGUAAACCAGUAGACUCCUGGCCUGGACAUAUUUAUUUAUUUAUUUGCUUGUGACAUAUCAUCUUAUCUCUACAAAGACUACACGGAAGCUAAAUAUAUAUGGCUACCACGUAAAAGUGUAUUUAGGCAUACAUACAGAAAUUAUGGAUAUCCCAUGAUAUUGACAACGAGUACUGCAUCAUUCACACAGAAGCAAAGCAGCAUCAGAUCCGCAUAUUUUAGUAUGGCUUUUAUGCAGCAUGUGUAAAUGGUAAGGCUGUUUUAAGUGUGAAGCCCACAUUUUCACAAAUUCACUUCUGAAAUGCAUGAAAGGAAGCUAGAAUAUCUGCAAACGCUGCACAGAUGCUGCAUCUCAGCUAGAUGCCUCAAACAUCUGCUUCGUUGAAGCAACAUGGGAAAGAAAGGAAUAAGAGGAGAGGAGGAUUUCAAUGGAGAAAGUAGUAGAUAUUAGGCUGUACAGCUAGUAUUGUUCAAUACCAGCCAUAAUUCCAUCCUCCAAAAGAUCUAAUAAAGCAAAUCCACUUUUAUGGUUAAAGCAACUAUGGAUAUGCAUUGGAGAUUACACCGGAAGUCACCAUAAGUCUCCUUUUCUAAUACGGAAGUGGGCGUGAAUAACAGCCACAUUCAGCAGCAUCACAGCAGACGUCUGUAAUUAAUCACUGCAACCUAUUCAUUUCGGAUCUAAAUACAUGCAGAUCAGCUUUAUUUCAUCUUUAUCUCAGCGAGAUAGAACUGUUAAGAGCCCUUGGAAAUAUGAGCCAAAUGUCAGAGCCUUCAGCCGAUGCUGCUGUGACUGAAGCUCCAGCUCCAGUUUCUCAGUCUGAAACUAAGCAAUCACCAGCAGGGAAGAAACUAAACAAAAAGAAAGUGGAAGAAGUGGUGGAGGAAGAAGAAGAGGAGUAUGUUGUGGAGAAGGUUCUGGAUCGGCGCGUGGUGAAGGGAAGAGUGGAGUAUCUCCUCAAGUGGAAAGGCUUUACUGACGUGGACAACACCUGGGAACCAGAGGAAAACCUAGACUGUCCUGACCUCAUUGCAGAAUUCCUUCAGUCACAGAAAACGGCUGAAUCUGGAGGCAAGAGGCGGGCAGAGUCAGACGGAGAUGGAAAGGAGACUAAAAAGCGCAAGGAUGAGCCUGAGAAACUCAGAGGUUUUGCACGUGGUUUGGAUCCUGAGAGGAUUAUUGGUGCUACAGACUCAAGUGGAGAACUCAUGUUCCUCAUGAAAUGGAAAAACUCUGAUGAAGCUGAUCUAGUACCAGCCAAGGAGGCGAAUGCAAAGUGUCCACAAGUGGUCAUCUCCUUUUACGAGGAGCGCCUCACCUGGCAUUCAUACCCCACUGAAGAGGAAGAGAAGAAGGAUGACAAACACUAGACAAAAAAAAAAAGAUGUAAGGGACAGUCAAUAUCAGUCGUGGCCAUUGAUAUGCUUGUUUUGUUCUUCUUUUUUUCUUUAAAGAUGGCAAAGGAAAAUUGUCAGAAACAAAUUUGUAAAAAGCAAAAGUAUAAACUGUAAUCUACAUAGGUUUCAGCGUAUUUUAGUUUGGGCACCGUUUCCAUAGAUGAAGCAAACAGAACACUGCUGUUUCAGUGUGCUUGACAGGUGACUUUGCACAUUUAAUGUACUCUUCAUGCUUUCCAUUGACGGAAACAUUCAGAUCACGUUUUGAAGGAGAAUCACAGUCUGAUAUUCC